AUGUUGGAGUCCAUUUUUAGAGCUCCAAUGCUGUUCUUUGAUAGAAAUCCAAUAGGAAGAAUUUUGAAUCAUUUCUCUAAAGACAUUGGCCAUAUGGAUGACUUGCUGCCCCUGACAUUUCUUGAUUUCAUCCAGACAUUUCUACUUGUGAUUGGUGUGGUGGGUGUGAUGGUGGCUGCAAUUCCUUGGAUUGCUAUAGCUGUGAUUCCCCUUGGCAUCCUUUUCUUUGUUCUUCAGCAAUAUUUCUUACAGACAUCACGAGAUGUGAAAUGCCUGGAAUGUACAACUCGGAGCCUGGUGUUUUCCCACUUAGCAUCUUCUCUCCGGGGACUCUGGACUAUCUGGGCAUACAAAGCUGAACAGAAAUUUCAGGAGCUGUUUGAUGCACACCAGGAUUUGCACUCAGAGGCUUGGUUCCUGCUUUUGACAACGUCCCAGUGGCUCUCUGUGUAUCUGGAUGUCAUCUGUGCCAUCUUUGUCACUAUUGUUUCCUUUGGGGCCCUGCUUCUGGUAGAAUGUAAGUAUAAAUGUGAAUGUUUGUGGUAUAUUUACAUUUUAUAG
Rangifer tarandus platyrhynchus (Svalbard reindeer) is the source of this 561-nucleotide messenger RNA. NCBI's taxonomy places the organism in Eukaryota, Metazoa, Chordata, Mammalia, Artiodactyla, Cervidae. The record is from the annotation of a GenBank genome assembly.